Messenger RNA from Poecile atricapillus (Black-capped chickadee), 6266 nucleotides. RefSeq names its product molybdenum cofactor sulfurase (gene MOCOS). Lineage: Eukaryota; Metazoa; Chordata; Aves; Passeriformes; Paridae. Gene Ontology annotation, biological process: Mo-molybdopterin cofactor biosynthetic process. Gene Ontology annotation, molecular function: molybdenum ion binding; molybdenum cofactor sulfurtransferase activity; pyridoxal phosphate binding. The record is from RefSeq and is a predicted model, not a curated record. The coding region runs from base 141 to 2753 and encodes 870 amino acids. The transcript is spliced from 15 exons.
CCCGGCGCAGGUGGGGCAGGCGGGGCGGGAGGCGGGCGGAGCGGCUCGGCCGGGCCGGGCGGGCGCAGAGCGCAGCGCCCGGGGAGGCUCCGCUGCCGCGGGAGCCGCGCUGCUCCCCGCGCCGGGCCCUCACAGCCGGCAUGGCCGCGGAGCCGCUCUCCUUCCGCGCCUUCCGCGCCGCCCGCCCCGCCGGCUGCCACUACGGCUACGGGCUCGGGGACGGGCUCGGAGCGCUGCGAGACCGCGAAUUCCCCAGGCUCCGAGGGAUUACUUACCUUGACCAUGCUGGUUCAGCACUUUUCCCGGAGAGCCUGCUUAAAGCUUUUACUGAUGACCUCAGAAACAACGUUUAUGGCAACCCUCAUAGUCAGAAUAUCAGCAGCAAGUUGACAUAUGACACAAUCGAGCAUGUUCGAUACAGAAUAUUGCAACACUUUCACACUACUGCUGAGGAUUAUACCAUCAUUUUCACAUCUGGAUGCACAGCUGCACUUAAACUGAUAGCAGAAUCAUUCCCUUGGAUACCUGAAGGCACAAAGCAACCCAGCAGUCGAUUUUGUUACCUAACUGACAGCCAUACAUCUGUGGUUGGUAUAAGGGGCAUAACUGCUUCAAUGAAUGUCUUGUCAGUUCCAAUAAAACCAAAGGAAAUUUUGUUAGCAAAAAGCAGGUUACCAACCGAAGAACAAAACUGCACAACACCUCAUCUAUUCUCUUACCCAGCUCAGAGCAAUUUUUCUGGUACCAAAUAUCCUCUUUCAUGGAUACAGGACAUAAAAUCUGGAAAACUCUGCCCCAUCAAAAUACCAGGGAAGUGGUUUGUUCUACUAGAUGCAGCCUCAUACGUGAGCAGUUCUCCAUUAGACCUGGGAGUUCACCAAGCUGACUUUAUCCCCAUCUCAUUCUAUAAAAUCUUUGGAUUCCCAACUGGUUUAGGAGCAUUAUUGGUAAACAACAGGAUUGCUCCCCUCUUGAGAAAAACCUAUUUUGGAGGUGGAACUGCAGCUGCCUACCUCGCAGGAGAGGAUUUUUGUAUCCCAAGGAGAUCCAUAGCAGAAAGGUUUGAAGACGGUACAGUCUCUUUUCUUGAUAUCAUUGCUCUGAAACAUGGAUUUGAUGUUCUGGAAAAACUCACAGGUGGAAUGGAGAAAAUAAAACAGCAUACCUUUGCAUUAGUUCACUACACCUAUACUGUGCUUUCUAACUUGAAAUAUGCUAAUGGGGCUCCUGUAGUACGUAUUUACAGUGACACAGAUUUCAGCAAUCCUGAUGUCCAAGGUCCAAUCAUUAAUUUUAAUGUGCUCGAUGAAAAUGGAGAAGUGCUUGGCUUUUCACAGGUGGACAGCAUGGCAAGUCUCCACAACAUACAUGUUCGCACAGGCUGCUUCUGUAACAUGGGAGCCUGCCAGAUGCAUUUGAACAUAAGCAAUGAGGACAUCCAAAGGAACCUGCAGGCUGGGCAUGUCUGUGGAGAUAACAUAGACCUAAUUGAUGGACGUCCCACUGGCUCUGUGAGAAUAUCCUUUGGCUACAUGUCUUCUUUUGAAGAUGCACAGACUUUUCUGAAUUUCAUCAUAGCCACCAGACUCUCCAAAUCGGAUGCUGAGAUUCCUUUCCAGUCUGCUACAAAGCUGACGGCAGAGUCUGUUCCAGAUGACCACCUUUCUUUUAACAAUGCAGAUAAAUUGUCUCCAGUACUGCAAAUCUCUGACAGAGAGCUCAGGAAUGUUCCGUCUGAGGCAGAGACAACUGGCAGCUGGCAGCCACUGGAGCCUGAGGCAGAAAGCAUAAGGGCAGCUGUUUCUGAGACUGCAGUGCCAACGUGUAGAAAAGGUGGCAAGCCCAUCACUGUCGCCAAAAUUUACCUCUACCCAAUCAAAUCCUGCUCUGCGUUUGAGGUUACAGAAUGGCCAGUGGGAAACCAGGGUUUGCUGUAUGACCGAAACUGGAUGGUUGUAAACCAGAAUGGAGUCUGCAUGACUCAGAAGCAGGAGCCAAGGCUGUGUCUGGUGAAUCCCUCAAUUGAUCUGAAGCAAAAAAUUAUGGUCAUCCAAGCAGAAGGCAUGGACCCAAUAUCUGUGCCGCUAGAAGACAAUACUGGAAAAGAGGCUGUGAUCUGUGACAGUAAAGUCUGUUCACACAGGGUAAAAACAUAUGACUGUGGAGAGAGAAUUGCUGACUGGCUCUCUACGUUUCUUGGCCGUCAAUGUCGCUUGAUAAGACAAAGUUCAGACGUGAAAAGCAGGCCCCAUCAGAAAAAUACAAAAGGUCUGUCAUCUGCUACAAACCUCUCACUCUCUCUUGUGAAUGAAGCACAGUACCUCCUGAUAAAUGUAGCAAGCAUUCUGCAGCUGAAAGAACAUAUUUCUGCAAGAUUGAAGGAGCCACUGGAAACAGAGGAAUUGAUCCGACGUUUCCGUGCCAACAUUGUCAUCAGUGCACCAGAGUCGUUUGAAGAGGAAGAGUGGGCUGAGAUUUCAAUAGGUGCUCUGCAGUUCCAGGUUGUGGGUCCAUGUAGCAGAUGUCAAAUAAUCUGCAUUGAUCAACAGUCUGGGGAACGAAACAAAGAAAUUCUGCAAUCCCUGUCUGCUGCCAGAGGUAGAAAGACAAACUUCGGCAUAUACCUCAUGAACCAGCCCUUGCUCUCCUCCUUUUCAGAUAUUUUAUCAGUUGGAUCUCAAGUACUUCCAGUGCUGAAGGAGAAUACAGAAAUUCAGCCUCCGACAUCUAGUGAAGAAAAACGUUCAGGAUAGAGUCUCUGGUGGAGAUGAAAUUUUUAUGCAACUACAGGGAGAAGUCAGUAGUCAGUUACUCAAAAAAAAAGGAAAAGCUUCCACUCAUUUACUUCUGAUAAUUUUCUGUUUGCUGUAAAUGUUAUCAGAUGGCAAAACUGUUGAUAAUUACAGCUCACCUACAUGUUUUUGCUUGUGAUUAUGUUGCAGCAGCCAUAACUCUAUUUUGCACAAUUGCUUCAGGAUGCAACAGGUUUGAUCAAGUCUUACUGGUAGAUGACUCCCAAAACAAGCCCAGUGUUGUUGUCAGAAAGCCACAUCUUGAUGAAGGAAAGUAAACACAAUCAUACACUACUUCCUUCUACUGCUUCAUCAAAACCCUAAUUAGGAGUGAGGAUGCAAGGCAUAUUUUAGAAACAAUGUGGGUGGGAAGAGAACAGUGGGAGAGUGGCAUGAGAGUAGCAGUGCAUUCAGCUUUUCCAAAAGAAAACUGAAGGUGAUGUGUAGACAGUCUGAAAGCAACGGAAGUGAGGGAAUUAUUGAGAAAUCUGUAUCUCCUUUUUCAGAAGUAGUGUGUGAGAAUGCCAACAAGGCACAAAGAUGAUGAGGAUUCAGGAUGCCAUUUGCAAAACACAUUGCCUGUGAAGGAAUGCCAUCCAUUUGUUCUCAACUUCUUUCUCUUCCAUUUGUUACUUUUCCGUGCAAUUUAUUUUACAUGAUAUCUUCCUUGGGAUUUUCUGUGUAAUAAUGUCCUUGCCUAUGGAAGGGGAGUUGGAGCUAAAUGAUUUUCAAGGUCCCUUCCAACCCAAGCUAUUCCAUGAUUCCAUGAGUUCCACACUCUUUUUUCCUUAUGUAUUUGUGGAUGCUGACACAUUAUUUCUAAUUAGAGAUUUUUCAAGUAAUACAGUCAUUUUCUAUACAAACUUCAUUUCUCCUCAGCAAUGUCUAAUGGCCACUUAAGGGAACUCGAGAGUUUGAAUGCUUCUCCAUCUCAAACAGGUCAAAGUAUUUUUUUUCUUACUGUUUGUUCAUUUCAUAAUGCCCUUCUUUAACAGCUGUUUGAAGCUCCUAAACAAGACUCAUGCUUUCUGAUUUAUGAGAGCAAAUGUCUGAAACCUUAGUCUGGAGUAUCAAUUAUUGGGAAAAUUACGAAAAAUAAAUAUAGGAAGACAUGGAGCAAAAAUGAAAACCCACAUGGAAAGUCUGUGUAAAUCAAGACUGAAUACAUUGAGGCCAGAUGUUUUAUGACCCUCAACAGGUGUCUAGCUAGCCAUGGGAUGAUUUCAUGCUUCUAGGAAGUCCUUCUGGAAGACAGAAUUCUCCUAGACUGGCUGCUCCAUUGACAUCUGGGAAGUGAAAUUUUGACCCUGCUAAAAGCACAGUAAAAACUCUCACCCAAUAUGAUUUAGAUCUUCCUUGGGGCAAUUUUGGCUCCAGCUGUGUGAAAGUGCUUCUGGCUGAAGCAGUCCUUGAGUUGUUUGAGCAUAUCCCCGGAGGGAGGCAGGCGGCUUUGUGAAAGAGUUGGUCCAACAGCCAUUCUGAAAGGAGAGCGACUACCACAGAGCAGAAUAGAAUGGGAAAAAGGAAGCUCAUCAGCCAGUGCACAAAUCAGAAUUCAAAAAUGCACUUUCUUCUUUCUCUCUUUUUUUUUUUUUUCUUUUUAAAUGCAUAAUGGUUUCCUUUUUCUUUUGUUCUUUUGAAGAACUGGUUUUACUCACUUCAGCUGGAACAGUCUCUCAGCAGAGCUUUGUAAUGGAAAUGAGAAGAAACAUUAUCUGUUUCUUACAAUCUGCCAUAAAAUACAUGGAAAGAGAGAAGUUUUUCAUAUGUAUGUAAACUGAGAAUCUGUUUUCAGAGUUGUACCUUCCACUUCAGAGCCCAAGGUCUGCUCCUUGAUGCCUACUUUGAAAAGCAGGGGGUUUAUCUCUCUAAUAGUCAGUUAUCUGAGGUUGUAAUGAGCAGGCUUUUUUGGAACCUUGAAAAGCAGUUUCCUGUUAUCUAAAUCUCUUAACUGCUUCACUCUUUGCCUUUCUGUUAUGCAGAGCAUUGCUUUGUUGGGUAGAAAGCCAGCAUAGCUCUGGCAGAUUAAAUAUGAAGAGACCUGUUGUAUGCUGAACUUCAGUCAUCUCUGGUGCUCUGCUCUGUCCUCUUCACCUCACCACUGUGGCAUUUGUUUAACGUGGCACAGAAUUUAGAAGAGGAAAUUGAAAACAACCUCAAAAAGCUCUGUUUCACUCAUUAUUACAUUUAGUACAAAAUAAGUCAGUUUGGUACACAGUGGGUUGACAAAUACUGUUUGUGAGUAUCCAUAGUGCAAUGUAUGAUAACUAUGGAUGAGAGGAUUUGAACUUUAAAAAUGUCAUGCUUGGUCAUUUUGACCUAUUGUUUACAGUCAAUUACACAUUCUCUCUGCUGUGGCUUAGCAAUAUUAGAUCAAGAAUAGUUUUGCCAUUUUACAGGGGAAAAAGAAAGAUUUUCUCUGAUGUAUGAACAUACUCAUUAGUAUAGUCUGCAUUUCCCAGAAGGAACGUCCUUGUGGUGCAGUGGUAGGAAAUGUCACAACACUUCAGAUUGAUGGAAGAUACAUAAGGAAUCUUUCAGCUAAAUAAAGGAUAACAUUUCCCUUCUAGUAAGUGGAGUGUUCCUGCCAGUACUGAUAUGUCUUUCCAUCGAUGGAGACAAAUUCUUCUAGGUGCCAAAACUGUGGAAAAUCUUGAAGUACGAAGAGUCACUUUUAAAUGGCAUGCACUGUAAGUUUGCAGAAAGAACAUCCCUCCCAUAAUGUGAAAAAAUAAUUCAGAGGAAGAAGAAAUUUAGCAUACUGCAACCCCAAGGACUGCAGAUACAAAAGGGGCAUAAACACUUUGAAACGCUAUAUAAAAAGUAUAUUUUCUCUAAGGGUUAAUUUCUUAACUUUUCAAGUAUAUAGAAAAUAAGACUAUUUCAUAUGGAUAUAGCCUCUUUGAUCUAAAUACUCUGACUACUGCAAAAUGAAACCUUUGGAAUAAUUGCAGAUGUAUGUUUGCCUUAUAUGGAUAAUGAAUGUACUUAAUACAGCAUAAUAUAAUAUUAAUAUAGCACCAGAGUGCUAUAUGUAGAAAGUCCUCUAUAUAUUUGAAAACCAAAUCCUUAUUUACUUGCAAUGAAUUAUUCAGACACAUUCCAUUCUCUGUGAGACUUAGUUCCUUCUCAAAUCUCAAGGUAAAAAUGGUGAUUGUUACAAGCUCUAAUAAUAGCCAGGAGGCUGAAAUCACAAAACAGAAAUCAGCAUUUUUAGGAGAAGUUUCUGAGCUCUGUUUUUUUCUGAUAUGACUAAGACAUUUCAGAUUAUGAUUUAGAUACUUUCAAUGGUGUCCUUCAAAGUAUAAUAAAAAUUUUAGGUCAUCUUUCUGUCAAAAUUACACCCAAAUCAAAAUGAAGGACUGCAUUAAAAAUGUGAUUAUUCUUCAUAAAUUGUAGAGAUUAUGCUAUGCAAAUGUUCUUUCAUCUGGUUUUUAACUUCCUUGGAAAUUAAAUCAAUAAAAUAGAUAUUGU